Messenger RNA from Parasteatoda tepidariorum (common house spider), 2284 nucleotides. It is a transcript of the gene csul, whose product is annotated as protein arginine N-methyltransferase 5. Gene Ontology annotation, biological process: peptidyl-arginine N-methylation; regulation of DNA-templated transcription. Gene Ontology annotation, cellular component: nucleus; cytosol. The record is from RefSeq and is a predicted model, not a curated record. NCBI's taxonomy places the organism in Eukaryota, Metazoa, Arthropoda, Arachnida, Araneae, Theridiidae.
GGGCUCAUCUAUUGAACAUAUUAAUAGUGAUGCACUGAAAUAAGCCAUCUAAAUAGUUCUACUUCUAAUGCGAAAAGUUAAAAAAUCGUGUGUGUUGUUUUUAUUUUGUAACAGUGUCUUUUUCUGUUUAAAAUAUUAAAAUGCCGCCGGCUAAAGAUCAUGUUUCUUGUGGUAUUUCUUAUCAUAAUAUAAAUGACAUAUAUGAUGCACUGAGUAGUGCAUCUGCAUCAGGGUAUGGCUUUAUAGUAGCUCCAAUAGUACAUCCUCGAUUCAGGAGAGAAUUUUUGGAUGGUAAAGCAAGAAAUCGCUCAGGUGCUUUUACUCGCUCUGAUCUUGUUCUGAGCUCUCAAGAUUGGAGCACAUUAGUUGUUGGAAGAAUUUCCUCUUGGAUUGAUUUAGAUUCGUCUGUAUAUAGUAUUCGAAGAAACUCAGAAAAAGCUCUAGAUCAAGAACUGAAUUAUGCAGCUCAUUUGAGUCUACCAGCUGUUUUGGUGACACCUAGCAGCUCCAACUGUAUUAAUUUGGCUCGACACAUUUAUACCAAAGUUUUAGGAUCCUCUGGUCAUCAGCCUAACUAUAACGUAUGGGUGUAUGUACCUAUGAGAUCUGCUGCUGAUGAAUCAAAAGUAUUCUUCAAUAAUGUAACUAAUGGUGAUGGUGAUAGUAAACUUAAGGAUUUAGAAGAUAGUAACGAAUCUACUACAGAUACUUGGGAGUGGUGGAACACUUUUAGAAGUGUAUGUGGCACUGAUAAAAAGAUAGGCUUAGUUUUGGAAUUGAGUGAGAAUUUGCCAACUUACUGUGAGAUUGAGAGAUGGCUUGGUGAGCCUGUGCGAUGUAUUUUCAUUAAGACUUCGUGUUUCACACUAAACAAAAAGAAUUACCCAGUUCUUCCUCGUCCUCACCAAAAUCUUUUGAAAAAGUUUUUUAAACUGGAUGUCCAAGUUGUAAUUUCUGGUAGCUGCAAGCAUGGAGAUAUGAGAUUUUAUCAGUCAUAUCUGGAUCAUUUAUGGACAAAUCAAGAGCCUGUGGAUGCACUGUCUAAUUUUGCGAAAGGUUAUGAAGAUUAUUUACAGAUCCCUUUGCAACCAUUAAUGGAUAAUUUAGAAUCCUGCACUUAUGAGAUAUUUGAAAAGGAUCCAACCAAGUAUACUGAAUAUCAAAAAGCUAUAUAUAAUGCUCUUCUUGAUAGGGUGUCAGAAGAAGAAAAAGAAACUAAAACAUCUGUCAUAAUGGUUGUUGGAGCUGGAAGAGGACCCUUAGUGCGAGCAGCAAUUGCUGCUGCUAAAAAUGCUGAUAGAUUAGUUAAAGUCUACGCAGUUGAAAAAAAUCCAAAUGCAAUAGUUACGUUGUUUGCACAGCAGUAUGAAAUGUGGGGUGAGCAAGUAACUGUAGUCCCCUGUGAUAUGAGAGAUUUUAAGCCAUCAGAAAAGGCUGAUAUUAUAGUUUCAGAGCUGUUGGGAUCAUUUGGUGAUAAUGAAUUGUCACCUGAAUGCUUGGAUGGAGCACAGAAAUUUUUGAAAGACGAUGGAAUUAGUAUACCCUGUAGUUAUACAAAUUACGUUACUCCAGUAAGUGCUCCAAAACUGUACAGUGAAAUAGCUCAGAUGAGGGAAAAAGACAAAGGACCAUUGGCUUUUUUUGAAAUGCCAUACGUUGUUCACUUACACAAUCAUACAGCACUUUCUGUUCCUCAAUCUCUGUUCUCAUUUUCUCAUCCAAACAAUGUUGAAGUUCCUGAUAAUGCAAGAUACGGAAAGCUAACUUUUGACGUUCCAUAUAACAGCACAAUUCAUGGCUUUGCUGGUUAUUUCGACACUGUUUUGUAUAAAGAUAUCACAUUAAGUAUUCUUCCUAAUUCUCAUUCAACAGGAUUGUUUAGUUGGUUUCCAAUUUUUUUCCCUCUAAAAGAUCCUAUACACGUGACAACAAAUCAACAGCUUGAAGCUCACUUCUGGAGAUGUGUUUCUCCGCGCCAAGUGUGGUACGAAUGGUUGGUAACUAAACCCUCCAUAGGAACAUUGCAUAAUCCCAAUGGAAGGUCAUAUACCAUAGGAUUGUAAACAGCCACCAAGUGAUAUUCCAUAUGCAUUUAUUGUGUAGCAAAGCAGCAUGUGAUACAUUCAUUUUGUUCAUCCUAAUUUCUGUUCGAUUUUUUUAAGCAUUAAGUCAGUUGCAAAAAACCUGUAUUCUCAAUCCCCCCCCCCCCCCCCCCCCNCCCCCGGCCCCGGAAGCGAGAUUUUUAUAAAUAAAUACAUACAAGUCUGAUACCAUGUCUCUUUCA